ACGCAUAAUCCACUAUGGCGUCAGCAGUACUAGUCACGAUGUGUCGAAUGUGCAACGUAUAGUAUCGAGUUGUAUUUCUUAAGUAUUUUAAAGUGUAUAAAUUAAUAAUAAUGAAAUGAAACUGAAUGUAUAUAUUUUAAUAUAAUAUCAAAGCAUUGAGCUGCUAUACUAUUUUAUAAUUUCAUACUCAAACUUUUGAUAUUUAAUCAUCAACAUACACAAAUCAUCAUGAAAUCACUUUUCACAGUUUGUUUGUCUACUAUUAUUUUUUGUGUUUUUAUUGUGAACUCAGCUGGAUCUCGAGUUAUUGAAUUAAGUGACAGGUUUCUUGACAUUUAUCAAGAUGGACAUUGGCUAGUAAUGAUGUAUGCACCAUGGUGUGCACAUUGUAAAAGACUGGAACCUAUAUGGGCUCAUGUAGCUCAACACUUAUAUGCGAGUCCCAUCAAAGUCGGCAAAAUCGACUGUACGAGAUUUAGUAGUGUAGCUCAUAGUUUUAAAAUCAAAGGAUUUCCUACUAUUUUAUUCUUGAAAGGAGAGCAACAAUUUACAUAUAAUGGAGACAGAUCAAGAGAAGAAAUAGUCAAAUUUGCGCUAAGAUUAAGUGGCCCUCCUGUUCAAGAAAUAACUAGAACUCAAAGUUUUGAAACACUUAAGAAUGAACGUGAUAUAUACUUUUUAUAUGUGGGAGAACAAAUUGGACCACUAUGGGAAAUCUAUCACAAAGCAGCUCAUACAUUUCAACCCCAUGCAUUUUUUUAUCAAUCACAUCCAGUUGUUGUUGAUAAACAUGCGCCUGUCGAAAAUACACCAGUGAUUUUCGUUUAUAAAGAAAAUUCACAUUAUAAUUUUACUGCACAUAAUUACAGUGAUGUGGAUACUCUGAAUAAAACAUUACACAGUUGGGUUAAUGCAGAACGUUUUCCAACAUUUCCUAAAGUCACUCAUGGUAAUAUACAUCAGUUAUUUAAAACGAAUAAAAAUUUAGUACUUGCAGUUGUUGAAGAAAAUGCAGUAGAAGAUGUAUCACCAGAUAUGCUGGAAUUUCGUGACAUGGUAGAGUCAGUAAUAAAACGAAAAAGAGAUAAAUAUCAUGAACAUUUUCAGUUUGGCUGGGUAGCUAAUAGCAACCUUGUAAAUAGCAUAGCUAUGACAGAAAUGCCUUUACCAAGUUUAAUAGUCAUAAAUACAACUUCACAUCAUCAUCAUAUUCCAGAAGAUGAACCAACCAAACUCACAGUUCAAGCAAUUGAAAUGUUUUUGGAGCAUAUUCGUAAUGAAAGUGCACCGAGAUACGGAGGAAAUAGUAUUCCAAUACAAAUGUACCGAACAUGGUAUGAUGUUAAAUCAUCUCUCCUUUCUAUGUGGAGAGGGAACCCCGUCUUAACAAUAGUUAUAUUUGGAUUACCAACAUUAUUUUUGAUGCUAAUUUGUUACGGUAGUUGUUGUCCAGAUAUUUUUGAUGCAGCAGAGGACGAAGAAGAAGAAGAUUCGAGCCAAAAGCACAUGAAAAAGGAUUAAACAAGAUUGUGUAAAAUCUUUAAAUUGAAUGAAAUUGCUUCCAUUUACUCUGAGUAUUUCACAAAAAUUCUAGAUAGGUGAAUUAUUUAUCUAAUUUGCAAUAUAUUACAUUGUAUAGAUGUUAUUUAAUUUAUACAUAGAAUGAAUGUGACAGUGCCAUAGUGUCUUAAUAACUAUCAUCGUAUUUAAUGCAAGAAUGCAUUAUUAAUGAAUGGAAUUUUUAUCAGACAAUACUAAAUAAUAUUGAUAAAUAUGUUGGUUUUAGUCGCGUGAAUGUGUUCCUAUAAAUCUGUACAAGAAUGGUUUGCUUUUUAAUUGUUUUAUGGUCACUACGUAAAAGUGAAAUUCUAUUGAAUUUUAUUUAUUUAUUUAUUUUAUGAGCAUCGAAACAAUGUAGUUCCAAAAUGGUUGGAAAUGGAGAAUAAUUUAUUAGAAUAUAAUGAGACAAAUAUUAACAUCAAAGAUUAAAAUUUGUAAAGUUUAUUGAUAAUAAAAUGUGAAUGGAGUAAA
Chelonus insularis is the source of this 2031-nucleotide messenger RNA. RefSeq names its product Thioredoxin-related transmembrane protein 3 (gene Tmx3). Gene Ontology annotation, biological process: peptidyl-cysteine oxidation. The record is from RefSeq and is a predicted model, not a curated record. Gene Ontology annotation, molecular function: protein disulfide isomerase activity. Gene Ontology annotation, cellular component: endoplasmic reticulum. The transcript is spliced from 9 exons. Bases 229 to 1521 code for a protein of 430 amino acids. NCBI's taxonomy places the organism in Eukaryota, Metazoa, Arthropoda, Insecta, Hymenoptera, Braconidae.